UACAAUCAACUCAAAAUGAUAGAGGUGUCAGGAUUUCUUCCAAGAGGAAAUGUCUAUUUGGCAGGAGAGACAGUGAAGUGCAUUGUAACCAUUACAAACCUCUCAAAACAAACACAGAACAAUAUAGAUUGCCUAGCAUGGGCCAGUGUACAGAUAAUUUGUCAGUGCUCAGUAAGUGACACAAGAAUAAAUCUACCCUGCACUAGGAAACUGUCAUCAGAUGAAAUAUCGCCAUCCUCAUCAGACACAUCAUUUGUUCCCAACAAAGGAGAGCAAGGAAUGACUGUACUGUCUACAAAACCCAGGAUUUUGUUUUGUGAUUUAAAGCUAAGGCCAGGAGACAGCAAAUCAUUCGCAUUUGAAGACGUUAUUCCUGCAGAUGCUCCACCCUCAUACAAAGGACAGGCUAUAAAGUAUUCAUAUAAACUGAUCAUUGGAGCUCAGAAGUUAGAUCAUCCCACUAAAUUACUAAGGUUGCCAUUCAGAGUCCUUGUUCUACAUGGAAUGAACGACAUCAGUGUAUACACAGACGGGGAGGAAGUACAGCCCAGUAAUCCAUUUCUAAAACAGGAGCAGAGCGAGAACAACCUGUUAGACAUAGCCAUGCAGGUUCUAGCCACCAUCACUGCCAGGAAAGCACCUCACUUCUACAACAUUACAAAUGCCAAAGGAAAAGUGGCAAAGUUCAUAUUGUUUAAGCAAGCAUAUAAACUGGGAGAGGAUAUAAUUGGUGUGUUUGAUUUCUCAGAAGGCACCGUUCCCUGUGUUCAGUUUUCUGUGACAUUACAAAGUGAGGAGCAGAUUGCCGAAGAAUGUCGCCGUAAAGUUGGCCAUGGCUCAUCUUAUACCUCAUAUGUUAAACAUCAAGAUAUGUGUCUACACACUCAAAAGACUCACAUUAAUAUCCCCAUCCCACUCUCCGCAACUCCGGGAUUUAUGACAGACAUAGUUUGUCUGAGGUGGCGACUGCAUUUUGAGUUUGUGACAUCAUGUGACCCAAUUCCGGAACUUGAAAGACCUGAAAGGCCGGACAUGAGUGCAGUGUGGUCUGGACCCUCUAAUUUAAAUGUGGAGACUAUGAUUUGGGACCUGCCAGUGAAAAUCUAUCCAACUAAUCCGUUACAUGCCUGUAGUUCAACACAGUUGAAAACAAAUGUUUCAGUUACACUUUGAGUGGUAUUCAGGAUAAAACUAAAGCUACUCAAUUUGUCUAGUCAUUAUACAACAUUGGUGGAAAACUCGUGGAAAUCUCCAGCUUCUCUGGAAUGGUACUAUAUGUAGUAGUUUCAUCCAGGUCAUCAGUACAAAGAGGAACUUAAUUUGAAAAUUGUAUGCCCUCCAAUCCUCUAGGGUCUGAAGGAUGUGACCAAAACAAUUAAAACAAGAGGCCCAUGGGCCACAUUGCUCACCUGAGCACAUUGGCUAGGAAAAAAGCAAAAAUCAUUUCAGU
Saccostrea echinata is the source of this 1450-nucleotide messenger RNA. Its product is annotated as RAB6A-GEF complex partner protein 2-like. Gene Ontology annotation, cellular component: Ric1-Rgp1 guanyl-nucleotide exchange factor complex; Golgi membrane. The record is from RefSeq and is a predicted model, not a curated record. The transcript is spliced from 8 exons. Lineage: Eukaryota; Metazoa; Mollusca; Bivalvia; Ostreida; Ostreidae. The coding region runs from base 16 to 1173 and encodes 385 amino acids. Gene Ontology annotation, biological process: retrograde transport, endosome to Golgi.